UUGUUUCACAGUUCGAGUCAAGCCGUUCUGUGGUCAAGCCAAGCGUGUGAAUGUACUUGAUCAUUUUAGUUGCAGCGAGUACAGCGAGGUAUGAUUGCGUCGAUUGUGCGUUUGGCAGCUGACCCCUGGAGCCGUCGGCAGCAUCCCGUUCCCAAGGUGUCUUGGUUGGACCGGCAUCCGAGGUUCACUCUGGUUGUGAUCGGCAUCGGAGGCACCUGUCUCAUGUUCAGCCGAUUCAUUUACGACUUCGUCAACUCCAUGCUCGAGUCGGACGAAGACUGGAACUGUCGAGCGCCGAAGGUCUGCUCUACUGGGGUCAUCGAGUUAUCAUACCCAGCAAGGCACGGGAGCCCAUGCUAUCAGAGUUACAUCGGUCACACCAGGGAGCAUCGGGGAGGAAAAGACUGGCUCGGACGUUGUUCUGGUAGCCAGGGCUGGAUGAUGGGAAACCAACCUUGGACUUCGUGAUGCUGAUGCAUCAGACACAUUGGCGCAAGGAUGGCGAGAAACCUAAGAGCUUGCAAGAAGCCCUUGAAGAGCAAGAAAAGAUUCGCGAGGAGCAGCGGAAAGAAAAGGAACGGCAGGCACAACUGGCGCUCCGCCUGUGACUGUUUUUUAGCACCCAAGUGGAUAGGGUCUUGUCAUGGCACAUUUCUGGCUCCACCAUUUGUGUGUUUGAGUACUCGCUCUUGUCUGAAGAGAGAAAAAGAAACAACACUUAAGUGCUCUCUCCUCAUAGCCUCCGCCUUAACCGUCUGGUAGCGUUUCGUUAAGCUCACGUCAGGCACUAAGGCACUAAUGGACAUUCAGGCACUAAGGCACUAAUGGACAUAGGCAAGUGUCAUAUAUGAACCUAUGCUGUUGGUAGUAUAACUCAUCUAUUAAGACUGUUCAUGUCGGGAAAAUGUCCCUCAGGAAAGAGUGUCUGUGCUUUUCCCGUCUUGAUCGUUUUGCUGAUGGAUGACAUUUAUUGAUCAAAGCCCGUAUUUCAUAUAUAAUAAAGCUCAUGGAGGUGCUUUUUUCGUACUGUAUUUGCACUACUUGGCAAACUAAAAUGGUAUUAAGGGUAGAUUUAAAACAAACACUCUGUGGAGAACGACUCUACGUUGAUGAAAGCAUAAGGAGUGGUCAAAGGAAUUAUAAAAAGAGUGCCAGACACCGUGCCUCUGGGGGGUUUUCGAGUGCUUGACAUGUUUUUUUUUCAUCAUUGUUUUUGCAUGUAGGUAUUUUUUGUAAUAUGUGUGACUAGAUUGGUCAAGUAUAUUAAUUUUUUGCUAUUUCCAUUAGCUUCGAUUGUAAAUUUUACCAUCCAAGAUGAAUUUGCAAUACACACUGAUAUGCACAAA
Messenger RNA from Rhipicephalus microplus (southern cattle tick), 1346 nucleotides. RefSeq lists its product as uncharacterized. The record is from RefSeq and is a predicted model, not a curated record. Lineage: Eukaryota; Metazoa; Arthropoda; Arachnida; Ixodida; Ixodidae.